AUGCGGCUCGGGUGGGCGUCCCUACUGCUGUGCGCGCUCCGUCUGCCUCCGGCCGCAGCCGGCCCGGCAGAGGCACCUGCCGGGCCACCUGGGGCCGCGGCCCCGAACCAGCAGCCCGGCGGGCGGCGGGGGGAGGUGGCGCCGCAGCUGUCCCAGCCGCCGGCGCCGAGGCGCAGGAGCAGCGGACUGGUGCGGAACCUGGACCAGCUCUACCGGGGCGGCGGCAAGGUGGGCUACCUCGUCUACGUUGGCGGCCGGAGAUUCCUCCUGGACCUGGAGCAGGAUGGUUCCGUGGGCACCGCUGGCCUCCUGCCCACCGGAGGCGGGCCAAGCGCCCCGCGGCGCCACGGAGGCCACUGCUUCUACCGGGGCACGGUGGACGGCAGCCCGCGCUCCCUGGCCGUCUUUGACCUCUGCGGGGGCCUGGACGGCUUCUUCGCGGUCAAACACGCGCGCUACACGCUGAAGCCUCUGCUGCGCUGGCCCUGGGCCGAGGCGGACACGGGGCGCGUGUACGGAGAUGGGGCUGCACGGAUCCUGCAUGUCUACACCCGCGAAGGCUUUAGCUUCGAGGCUCUGCCGCCACGCACCAGUUGCGAGACCCCGGGGUCUCUGCUUGGGUUCCGAGAGCGCCCUCUUUCGCCCAACAACCCUGGCCGGCGAACUUCACUUUUCCCGCAGAUCCCCAAUGAGUCCGCGCCCUCUCGCUCUGGGGACUCUGGACCGCAGACGUGGUGGCGGCGGCGGCGCCGCUCCAUCUCGCGGUCCCGCCAGGUGGAGCUGCUCCUGGUAGCUGACCCGUCCAUGGUGCGGAUGUAUGGUUCGGGACUGCAGCAUUACCUGCUGACCCUGGCCUCCAUCGCCAACCGUUUGUACAGUCACGCCAGCAUAGAGAACCACAUCCGAUUGGUGGUGGUGAAGGUGGUGGCGCUGGGCGACAAGGACAAGACUCUGGAGGUGAGCAAGAACGCGGCCGCCACGCUGAAGAACUUUUGCAAAUGGCAGCAUCAACACAAUCAACUGGGGGACGACCAUGAGGAGCAUUACGACGCGGCCAUUCUGUUUACGCGAGAGGAUUUAUGUGGGCAUCAUUCAUGUGACACCCUGGGAAUGGCAGACGUCGGGACCAUAUGUUCCCCGGAGCGCAGCUGUGCUGUGAUUGAAGACGACGGCCUCCAUGCAGCUUUCACUGUGGCUCACGAAAUUGGACAUCUACUUGGCCUCUCCCAUGAUGAUUCCAAAUUCUGUGAGGAGAAUUUUGGUUCCACAGAAGAUAAGCGCUUAAUGUCUUCCAUCCUCACCAGUAUCGACGCAUCCAAGCCCUGGUCCAAAUGCACGUCAGCCACCAUCACCGAGUUUCUGGAUGACGGCCAUGGUAACUGUCUGCUAGACCUCCCACGAAAACAGAUAUUAGGCCCAGAAGAACUUCCAGGACAGACAUAUGAUGCUACGCAGCAGUGCAACCUGACUUUUGGACCUGAGUACACGGUGUGUCCCGGGAUGGACGUGUGCGCGCGCCUGUGGUGUGCCGUGGUGCGCCAGGGCCAGAUGGUGUGUCUGACCAAGAAGCUGCCUGCCGUGGAAGGGACACCUUGUGGGAAGGGGCGGAUCUGCCUGCAGGGAAAGUGUGUGGACAAAACCAAGAAAAAAUAUUAUUCAACUUCAAGCCAUGGCAACUGGGGGUCCUGGGGACCCUGGGGCCAAUGUUCUCGGUCCUGUGGAGGAGGAGUUCAGUUUGCCCAUCGCCACUGCAACAACCCUGCCCCCAGAAACAAUGGCCGCUACUGCACUGGGAAGAGGGCUAUUUACCGCUCCUGUAGCGUCGCGCCCUGCCCGCUCAGUGGUAAAUCUUUCCGUCACGAGCAAUGUGAGGCCAAAAAUGGUUAUCAGACUGAUGCCAAAGGAGUCAAGAUAUUUGUGGAAUGGGUUCCGAAGUACGCAGGCGUCCUGCCGGGAGACGUGUGCAAACUGACGUGCAGAGCCAAGGGGACAGGCUACUAUGUGGUGUUCUCUCCAAAGGUGACUGAUGGAACGGAAUGUAGGCCGUACAGCAAUUCUGUCUGUGUUCGAGGGAAGUGUGUGCGGACUGGCUGUGAUGGCAUCAUUGGCUCCAAGCUGCAGUAUGACAAGUGUGGGGUCUGCGGAGGGGACAACUCCAGCUGCACAAAGAUUACUGGAACCUUCAAUAAGAAAAGCAAGGGUUACACAGAUGUUGUUAGGAUCCCUGAAGGGGCAACCCACAUAAAAGUUCGACAAUUCAAAGCCAAAGACCAGACUAGAUUUACUGCCUACUUAGCCCUGAAAAAGAAAAAUGGUGAGUACCUUAUCAAUGGAAAGUACAUGAUCUCCACUUCAGAAACGAUCAUUGACAUCAACGGAACGGUCAUGAACUACAGUGGUUGGAGCCACAGAGAUGACUUCUUACAUGGGAUGGGCUAUGCGGCCACCAAGGAAAUUCUCAUCGUGCAAAUUCUUGCCACCGACCCAACUAAAGCAUUAGAUGUCCGUUACAGUUUUUUUGUUCCCAAGAAGUUGACUCAAAAAGUCAACUCUGUCAUUAGUCAUGGCAGCAAUAAAGUAGGGUCACACCCCUCCCCUUUGCUGUGGGUGACAGGGCCAUGGCUUGCUUGUUCUAGGACCUGUGACACGGGCUGGCACACCAGGACGGUGCAGUGCCAGGAUGGAAACCGGAAGCUAGCCAAGGGAUGUCUUCUCUCUCAGAGGCCUUCUGCGUUUAAACAAUGUUUGCUAAAGAAAUGUUAGCCUGUGGUUAUCAGCGUGUGUACAAAGAUAAGUCGAUAAUUCAUCACGGAUACAGCCGUGAUGAACAAGAGGUCUCCCUAAAGAAGGUCAUGCUUCAGUGUCAUUGUCAACAGAGGAAGAAUUAUAGGCGGAAUCUGCUCUCUGCAGCCGAAGGAGGAUGGGCACUGCUUCAUAUGACAAUGGUGACCUUGGCAUCAAAUAAGACGUGGGAGUUAUGGAAUACCCUGUGCCUGAAAGAAUGAACAAAACACAGAGGAAUGUAGACUCGGGGGACAUUUGAAGAUGGCGGAGCAAUCUCCCUCUUGUCACCUACCUCUUACCGGAUGUUUUUAAAGACAUCAUGAUCGUGUUCCUCCCUGACACACAGUAGCUUCUUUUUACUGUUUGUAAAUACAUUCUUCCUCAGUAUGUCACUUUAUAACACUUGGUUCUAGUAAAAUAUAUAUAUAUUUCUAUAAGAGUAAUUGACCAAAGUAGGUCUGCAGCUAUUUCAACUACUUGCAGUUUCCAGAAAGAGCUGUGGAUGUUUUACUGGAAAUUAAGAACAUGCUGCUGUUUUAAUAUGGGUUAGUAUACUUUCAGACUGCAGGAGAUCAUGUAUUAGUCAACAUCAUUUUUGACAGCAAAGGAUCUUCUGAGAAAUUCAUAAAAGAAGGAGGAUCUGAGUGUAUCUAAUCAUUUAAACCUAUGCACAGGUCCACUUAUUUAAAACCCACUGACGGCCUACAAUUUCUCAGGCAGACAGCCAAAUGAACACAUCAUUAGGGUAGAGACAGUGUGUUAGGGGGUGUGUAUGUUUUCAGUAUUCAAGAGUAUACAAACUACUUUUCUUGUGUUAGAAUUUUAAAGUAAGAAAACAACAAAAUAUUUCACUGUGUUUUCAAUUUCUAUUUUCACACCUCCUUUCUCUUCCUAUGGCUCCAUCUGGUUUCUCACAAUGUGUAAUAUGCACACAGCAAAAAUACACAGCAAAAAUUCUUGAUCAUAUUCAACACUGGUAUACCUCUUACCAGCAAGCCUUUAAAAUGUGUUUGCUUUUGCUUGUUUUAUUCAAAGAUUAUGUAAGACUUAACAAUACUUUGUACUCUUUGUUGACAUAGUUUAAUAGGAGUAUUAAAGGCACUUGGCAAUGAGCCAUAUCUAUAAGUGGUUAUUAUUAAUAUUCAUAAGACUGUUUCCACACCAUAGGCAAUAAUUUUUAAAGAUUUUUAAAUCAAGUAUAUCGUACUAAGCAGCUUUUUUCUCCCCAAUUGGAAAGAACGUGAUUGUUCCAGUGAUUAUUUGCACAAUGGGAUGUGAGGCUCUUCCAGAGUGUGUGUUACUUUUACUGUCAUAGCCUGUUUAGCUAAGUUGUAAGUUUGAGUAAACAUUGACGUAUUUUUAUAAUCACGCACAUUAAAAAAUUCUGUUUAAAUUGUAAGCCACAUUAGGUCGUCCUGUUUUGCAGAAAAAUCUAAGGUAUCCCGUUUCAUUUUGGAUUUCGUUGUCCUUUUGAAACACCACAAAACCAAUCAUCUUUAUAAAGUGUCAUAAAAAUCCUACCAAAGUUGCCUGCUGUCAAGGAUUUUCAGGAAUAUUAGGGAAGUAUUGCUUGAGUUUCAUUAAGUUCUAAUAGUUUGGGUUUUUUGAGAUGUUUUAGUAUAACAAUUAUAUAAUUGUCUUUUUACGUCAUUUUAUUUCGUAAGCCAGGAUAAUUGGUUUCUCAUUGUUUUAAGAAUUUCCUUUAGACAUUAUUUUGUAAUACAAGUAGGUGUUUUGUAAAACUAAUAAUUUCCACCACCUGACUUUGCUUUAACAUAGUCUCUUCUCCUUGAUAAAGUAUUAGGUAGAGAAAUGUGGCCUGUUCAAAACUAAACCCUGCAUUUAAUGUGAGGUCACCAUCCACCAAGGGCGGGGUGCAAAAUAAGCCAAAUCCAUUAGAAAACACCCACCCACAUGCCAACAAAUAGCCCCUGGCCUUUGUACAAAAGGGAAUCAAUAGAGAAGUUAACAUUUAAUUUUCCCUAUAUUGAAAAUAAUCCUAAUCAUGUCAUUCAAAUGUGAGAAAUGUACAAUUAUAUCAAAGAGAUCAUUGAAAAGUAAAUUCAUUAUACACUUCAUACUUCUCUAUCCUCCUUUCACAAAUUUCUAUAAUGAUUUACCAAUAUUUUCCCCAGAAAAUAAUGAUUUUACACUUAUUAGUGAGAACUAUAGAGAACUUAAAUAAACCACUAUU
Messenger RNA from Echinops telfairi (small Madagascar hedgehog), 4978 nucleotides. It is a transcript of the gene ADAMTS5, whose product is annotated as ADAM metallopeptidase with thrombospondin type 1 motif 5. Lineage: Eukaryota; Metazoa; Chordata; Mammalia; Afrosoricida; Tenrecidae. Gene Ontology annotation, biological process: extracellular matrix organization; proteolysis. Gene Ontology annotation, molecular function: metalloendopeptidase activity; zinc ion binding. The coding region runs from base 1 to 2763 and encodes 920 amino acids. The transcript is spliced from 8 exons. The record is from RefSeq and is a predicted model, not a curated record.